AUGAAAGGUUCCUCUGAUUUUACGCUCCCACUUCAGGGUCCGAUCAGUGAUCGACAAACGGUCAUGGUGGAUUCCGAUCGUCCCACCGAAUUUUUGGAUUGCGGCCUGGUGGUUCGCAGUAUCGGAUAUCGAAGUGUGCAAAUCGAUUCCGAUCUACCGUUCGACCAAGCCCGUGGUGUAAUCCACUCGAUUGAUUCACACGGUCAUGUGGCUGAACCUUUGCAUCGGCCUGUCGGUGCAGAUGCCUCAUUAUUGUAUUGUACCGGGUGGGCGAAACGGGGUGCGGUCGGUGUCAUCGUGGACACGGCUAUGGAUGCUCGUGAAACUGGACGAACGGUGCUGCAUGACCUUGCGGAGGCGGAAUUACAUGCGGAUCCGCGAGUCACGCAAAAGCCCGGAUUGCAGCCGAUCCUGUCGAUACUGCGUGAACGAGAUGUUCGCUCCGUCUCGUUUGCCGAUUGGGAACGUGUGGAUGCUGUUGAACGGUCGAUCGGGAAGCAGUUAGGCAAACCACGGGAAAAGCUGCGCUCGGUCGAAUCGAUGUUGUCUGCUGCGUUCUCAGAAGUACAAAGGCAUCGAAAUGGUCAAACCUGA
This is a messenger RNA of Echinostoma caproni, 594 nucleotides long. NCBI's taxonomy places the organism in Eukaryota, Metazoa, Platyhelminthes, Trematoda, Plagiorchiida, Echinostomatidae. The record is from the annotation of a GenBank genome assembly.